AAGGCAAGGGCUGGAUCUGUUCUAUUACCUCUUUUCUAGUUUCAGUCACAUAGAUCAUGGCCCUAAAGCUGAUCAAAACUCUGCAGGACCCUCAGCUGGUGGCCCAAUUCCAGAGGUUUUGUGGCUUGACCCUACAGCUGAAGGGUGAGGCUAAUGGGGUGGCUGUAGGGCAUACCUCUUUAAAUUGCCAUCAGGGAGCCACAGAGAAGACUGCAGGAGGCAAGGGUGUUCCCCAGGAAAAUGGUCACAAGAGCUACAAUGGAUCAUAUGCAAAUGGAACACAUAGGCAGGAACGGGUCCGAAAGUAUGUUGUGCGAAAAUACUUGCUGUAUUACCUCUUCAGAUUUGCUGCUGCUCUGGGACAAGAAAUAUUUUACAUCACAUUCCUGCCUUUCACCUUCUGGAACAUCGACUCCUUCAUCGCACGGAGGCUGGUUGUUGUCUGGUGUAUUGUCAUGUACAUAGGUCAAGGUUCUAAAGAUCUCUUAAAGUGGCCUCGUCCUUCCUCUCCUCCUGUGGUGAAGCUGGAAACCAGGGUGGAAGCUGAAUAUGGAAUGCCAUCAACUCAUGCUAUUGCUGCUACUUCAAUUUCCUUCACUUUCUUACUGGCCUCCAUCGGGCGCUAUCAGUUCCCGCUUGUCCUGGGAUUCGGAGCUGCACUCUGUCUUUCUACUCUGGUGUCCCUUAGCCGCUUGUAUACAGGGAUGCACACAGUGCUGGAUGUUAUUUGCGGAGCUUUGAUCGCCCUGUUGUUUCUAGCAGUUACUUUUCCCAUGUGGGAUUUAGUUGAUCAUCAACUUUUGACAAACUCCCUUUGUCCAGUGGCAGCAGUCAUUACUGGUUUCUUUCUGAGCUACAACUACCCAGAGCUGGAUCACUACAGCACCACCAGGGCAGACACAACCGUCAUACUGGGUGUUGGAGCAGGGAUCUGUGUAGGUGUCUGGUUAACCAAUCAAAUGGGCCUUACUUACAUUCCAGCUGGUGAUUUCCCACUGACUAUCCCACCAAUGACCUUUAACAUGUUACUCAAGUUCAUAGCGAGAUUUAUUCUUGGUGUUGUCCUUCUGGUUGUCACAAGGUAUAUUUCUAAAACGUUGUCUCUUAAAGCACUUGGCUCAUGGUACAAGGUUUCAACACAUGACCAGUUGGUGAAGCAAAGGCUUGAAAUCGAGGUUCCUUAUAAAUUUGUGACAUAUCUAUCUAUUGGAAUUAUAGCUACAGCUAUUGUUCCUUGGCUCUAUUACAUGUUGGACCUGGAAGUAUGA
Nanorana parkeri is the source of this 1268-nucleotide messenger RNA. RefSeq names its product sphingosine-1-phosphate phosphatase 2 (gene SGPP2). Gene Ontology annotation, biological process: sphingosine metabolic process; phospholipid dephosphorylation. NCBI's taxonomy places the organism in Eukaryota, Metazoa, Chordata, Amphibia, Anura, Dicroglossidae. The record is from RefSeq and is a predicted model, not a curated record. The coding region runs from base 57 to 1268 and encodes 403 amino acids. Gene Ontology annotation, molecular function: sphingosine-1-phosphate phosphatase activity. The transcript is spliced from 5 exons. Gene Ontology annotation, cellular component: endoplasmic reticulum membrane.